Molecule: messenger RNA, 1449 nt
Organism: Hirsutella rhossiliensis
Lineage: Eukaryota; Fungi; Ascomycota; Sordariomycetes; Hypocreales; Ophiocordycipitaceae
Product: RNA recognition motif domain-containing protein
Exons: 5
Coding region: 1-1449 (482 amino acids)
Molecular function (GO): RNA binding
Source: RefSeq, a predicted model, not a curated record
AUGGCCAUGGCUGACAUCGGAACCGCUCCCCACUCUGCGCAGAUGCCAGCCCAGCCCCAGCCCGGCGGCUUUGAGGCAGCCCAGAAUGGCCAGUCGACUGCAUCUCAUAUGCCCCCGCCCCCGCUUCACAUUCCUCAAAACACGAAUCCCAUCCCGACCGCCAUGACUUCUCCAAUGUCCGGAGGCGACCAGAGCGGCCUGCUGUCCCCUGGCGGAACCAGCUUCCGACGAGCGGCCCCCGAGCCCAACAAGCGCGCCCUGUAUGUCGGCGGCCUGGACCAACGCGUCACCGAGGAUGUCCUUCGCCAAAUCUUCGAGACGACUGGCCACGUCCAGAAUGUCAAGAUCAUUCCCGACAAGAAUGUCGAACGGCAGGCCAAGGGCUACAACUACGGUUUCGUCGAAUACGACGACCCCGGCGCUGCUGAGCGUGCCAUGCAGACCCUCAACGGACGAAGGGUUCAUCAAUCGGAGAUCCGAGUCAACUGGGCCUACCAGUCAAACACGUCCAGCAAGGAGGACACGUCGAGCCACUUUCACAUCUUCGUCGGCGACUUGUCCAACGAGGUCAACGAUGAAAUUCUGCACCAGGCCUUCUCCGCCUUUGGCUCCGUCUCCGAGGCCCGCGUCAUGUGGGACAUGAAGACUGGCAGAACCCGGGGCUACGGCUUCGUCGCCUUUCGAGAUCGGCCGGACGCUGAGAAGGCCCUAAGCUCCAUGGAUGGGGAAUGGCUCGGGUCGCGAGCCAUCCGCUGCAACUGGGCUAACCAAAAGGGCCAGCCGUCCAUGGCCCAGCAGCAAGCCAUGCAGGCAAUGGGCAUGACUCCCACCACGCCCUACGGCCACCACCAGUUCCCAGCGCACGGUGUCGCCAGCUACGAAGUCGUCCUGAACCAAACGCCUAACUGGCAGACGACCUGCUAUGUCGGCAACCUGACGCCCUACACGACCCCCAACGACGUCGUGCCACUCUUCCAGAACUUUGGUUUCGUGGUCGAGUCCCGCUUCCAAGCGGAUCGAGGGUUCGCCUUCAUCAAGAUGGACACGCACGAGAACGCGGCCAUGGGCAUUUGCCAGAUGAACGGAUAUAAUGUCAACGGCCGGCCCCUCAAGUGCAGCUGGGGCAAGGACAAGACACCAACCUCCCAGCAGAACUUUGACCCUGCGCAGCACUACAGCCCGCAAAGUGCCCAGACCCCCGGUGCAUAUGCUACUGGCACGCCAACAUACUACCCACAGUACGGCGGCCAGUACGGGAACCAGCAUGGCAGCUUUAAUGGCCCGCAAGCCGCCUCUCCGGGAGGCGGCUACGGAGGCUCUCCCAUGGGAUACGGCGGGCCCCCAAGCUCGGGGGGCUUUGGGCGCGGCCAGCAGGCCCCCAACGCGCAGUGGAGCCAGCCUCAGCCUGGACAAACCUAUAACAAUGGGUUUGGCGGCUAUCAGUCGUGA